AUGCCUCUCGAGUCAAGUUUUACCUCGCAUAGAAGGUCUCUUAAAGUAUUGGAGGAAUUGGCAUCUCUGCGAGUCAAAAAGGAUAAUGCGCCCCAUGAACCUCGCCCAGAUUCUGGCCGAGGCGAUGGCCAACCUGUGCCUCAAUCAAUUCGUCCCGACUCAACUCAGUCAAUUACGAAUGUGGGCACUCGGAUUCAGAAUGGUUCAGUACAAGACAACCCACCCAUGCCCUGGCUCAGCCGCCUGGUAUCCUGUCGUGAACAAGCUAGGUUGAUCUUCCAGGCUCAACAAGAAAUAUACGACCUCCUCCAACCCCGCGAGGCAAAAAUCAAACGAAUUAUGAAAGGGUUGGAGACUCAGAUGGCCAUAUGCGUGGUACAACAACACGAACUCACGAAAAAGAUUGAUGUACUAGAAAGAGAGCGGCAAGAGCCUGUUGAUGUCCACCCGUUGCUUGACCAAGCCUUGAAAAAGCUUUCCAAUGCACUGGCGGAGCUCCGGGACAUUACUAGCGCCAUCCGAACAUUAAUCGAUACUCCUCAACAUCCAAAAGUGCUCAUUAAAAAGCUCAACGCCCUUGAGUUCCCUAUUGGCGACAGGGGCACGAAACUCUGCCGACUCAGUCUUCGGGAUCGUAUUGAACGAAUAACACGAACCUUGAUGUCCUUCAAGGAACUGCGUGAACGUCUUUCAACCAUUCUUGAGAUGCAUCAACGGGAACCAUUGACACCGGCCGAGAAACAGAUGCUAUCUCGGCUCGGACUCUGUCAGAAGACCACAAUCUAUCUUUGCCGACAGCUUUCUCAAGUCUGUCCCGAGCACGACGAGCAUGAGGUGUAUUUCAACCUCAAUGUACACGAAGACUUGCAACAGAAAUCCCCAGCCUUUGGUUUUCAUCUAGCGUUCAAGGCUAUGCAUCAACGUGAGAACAGCACAAAUCUCAUAUGGUUUCGAGCAACAUCUACGUCAAGGCAGUUUGAAAUUGAUGAGUUAAACAAACUACGCCGUCCAGCUCGGGAGCAUGUUGGUUCAAGACCGCGUGGCGUUUCUAAAAGGACGGCCGCCAGGCUGACGACACAAACUACGCAUUCAAGGCCGAGACCGACACAACGAAAGCAGACAAUUAGCCCCUGCUUGCCGUCUAGAUCUGGGCUCUGUCUGAGUAAUUAUGGCCAAAGAAUUGGUGGCUGGGCUGCAGAUCUUGAUGACCUACCGGAAAUGCUGGAUCCGAAGACCGGCACUCUCAACCAGAACCGAUUGGAUUUUCCAGACAAACCGCCACGUGAAGAGAUUCAUCCUGUACCUCUAUCACAGUGGGUAAACGACAAUUCUCAUGAAACCAUGCCAGAUCUGGCUGUCAAUCUGAUGAGGGUUAAAGUCGCACGCUUGCUAUGUGAAGCUGUGCUCAGAUUUACACCUGAGGUCUGGCCCAAGAUCCCCUUUAGCAGCGAGAGCAUUAUGAUACUAAACAGCAUCAAUUGCGAGAUCUGGGAUCCUCACUUCACGGUGAAGCUUGCUGGUCGGUCUGGACCCGAACAACUUUUCCCAGCUGCUGGAGGAACGUCUAAUCGAGAGAUACUCCACGGCCUUGGAAUCACCCUUCUUGAGCUAGCACAUCGUAAGCACGUGCCUGGGCUGAGGACAAAUGGCGCCGGGGAGAUAGACCGGCGACACAGCAGCUACGCGCAAGUGAGGAAGUUGCGCAAUGCGACUCUCAAUAGCAUACUGAGUGGGACGCAUUUUCGGAGAGCAGUGGAUUACUGUAUGGAUUCCUCAAGCCUCCGCAAAGACUUAGACGACUUGGAGCUAUGGGAAGGGUUCUAUCAGGCUGUUGUUGUCAGCUUGGAGAAGACGGAAGAGAGCAUAAGCCUAUCGCUUGAUGAUCAACGAGAAUUUGAAGGAGACGAUUGGGGGUCUGGGAGUUGA
This is a messenger RNA of Fusarium vanettenii 77-13-4, 1926 nucleotides long. RefSeq lists its product as uncharacterized. The coding region runs from base 1 to 1926 and encodes 641 amino acids. NCBI's taxonomy places the organism in Eukaryota, Fungi, Ascomycota, Sordariomycetes, Hypocreales, Nectriaceae. The transcript has 2 exons. The record is from RefSeq and is a predicted model, not a curated record.